Molecule: messenger RNA, 228 nt
Organism: Penicillium digitatum Pd1
Lineage: Eukaryota; Fungi; Ascomycota; Eurotiomycetes; Eurotiales; Aspergillaceae
Source: RefSeq, a predicted model, not a curated record
AUGCGGUGCAAAUGCUCUCCGAGUUACAGGACAUCUGGACUCAGACAAAGGAGCAAAUCGCGAAGUCGCAGCAAUUGCAGAUUCGUCAAGCAAAUAAGCAUCGUCGAGAAGAGGAAUUUUGGAGUUGGUGACUUAGUCUUUAUCACAACAAAAGACUGGUUACAAGAUCGGCCAAGCAGAAAGCUUUCACACCUAGCCAGUGGACCAUACAGGAUCAUCGAAAAGUAG